GGCAACAUGAGGGAGAGGACAGGAAGGCGUGCAGCAGCAGCAGCAGCAACGGCAGCCAGCUGAGCAACCUGCACACUGUGGACGUCAAAACUGCCCGAAAACACAUCGCUUCACCGCACAGAUGGACGACACAGAGAAAGAUUCCCAGCAGCAUACGGAUUCAGCCCCAGAGGUGGGAGAAGAUGCAGCCACGUCAGUCGGUCCCUCAUCCCCUCCACCCGCCAUGACGGAGGAAGAGCGGCAGGAGCUGCAGGAAGACUUGGUCAAGGUGGAGGAUGAGAUCCAGACUCUGUCCCAGGUCCUGGCAGCCAAGGAGAGGCAGUUGGCGGACAUCAAGAGGAAGCUGGGCAUCACACCUUUGAAUGAGCUCAAACAGAACAUCUCCAAAACCUGGCAGGACGUCACCACCUCCACCGCCUAUAGGAGGACUUCUGAGACGCUCUCUCAGGCGAGUCUGAAGGCCUCGGCAGCUUUUUCUAAUGUUGGCUCAGCCAUCACCCGGAAGCUUGAGGAUGUGAGCAUGCGCUCAUUACAACACUCCACUAGCAUGCCUGUCAUGAGAAAUGCACCAACUUUCAAGUCAUUCGAGGAGAAAGUGGAGACUUUGAAGACCAAAAUGACCCCACCAGCAUCUGCCACUGACCCCGAGGAGCCGGACAACAGCGGAGCGACCCCCGAGUCUUUGCUCACUCAGCCGGAGGAUUCACCCACUCAGGAGAUGCCGAUGAACUGAGACUUGGCCAACGCCCACACUGAUCCACUCACCCUCCACUCCCUCCCUCCCUCCUCACUUCACUUCACUUUACUUCCUAACCCCUGGACCAUCACCACUGACCCCCCCACUCCCUCCCCAAACUGCCUGUGCCAGUCUCCCCCUAUACUGAAAACAAAUGACUUAACCCCAGCCGCCCUUGUCUUCUAAUAGUCUGGUGUCUUUGUGUGAAUUGUUCACCCACUAGUGUGGAAACUGAAAGCAGGGUGAUUGGGUGGGUGGUUUUAGGAGCAGGCACGCGAUCUCUUGUCAGUCGUUUCCUCUUUUUUUGUUGUUGCACCCCUCGUUAUCUCUGCCAAAUGUGGUCCGAGAUUUGUUUUGUUGUUUUCUGUAUCAAAAUAACAGAUUGUCACAUGUUUGUAUGCUUGCAUGAAGUAACUGCACAAACUUAAUUAGACAAGAAUUUUCACUGAAAAACUUCACUGUGUGUGUGUGUGUGUGUGUGUGAGAACCAGGCAGACCUUGGUCUGUUGCUUCUGCAUGGCCCAUUAUGAUAUGCUGGAUUUAUUAUUAUUAUUGUUAUUACAAGUUUUACCACCAUUUUAGGGGCUAUUCUUGGUUUACUAAGUGUUGCCUUGUUGGAGCCAAUAAUUCUCUUCACUGUCUAACACUGUGUUCAAAAUAUGAAUGAUUUCUCAUAACCGUUUUUAAACGCUGCCCUUUUAAAAAACACAUUUAAGAAUAAAUAAAGGCCACGAUGAGAUCGGAGGCAGAGCAAACGCAGUCGUGGGUUCGGCCUUGGCUCGAGGUGGGAGUGAAACAAAUGUUUCUUCCAGAGCCAAUAUCAAUAUUUCAACACUUUUCCAUUGUUUCUGUUCGGGAGGCUACACCUAGCCUCCUCAUGGCAAGAGAAUGCCCCACUUGUUUUAAAUUUGAUGAAGGAUUAACUGAUAAAGGGUAAUAUUAAAAUAUAGUAUGGGGUCACCAAAGUUUACCAGUAUUCUCUCUCUAUAUUUAGUUUUUUCUGCUCCUGUUUAUUGUUUUGAGGAGUUUCUGGGACGAUCUGAUCAAAAUGUUCUGUUACCAAAAACUCCAGUAUGAUAUACAGUGUUUUCAACAGUCUGAGGCCACUUAAACUACUGAACACACACAACCUCCACGUCUGAACGCAAAUCAGUGAGGAUUUCAAACCGUCGCACACCGACUGAUCCUCGCUCAGUGUUUUGGGAGAACUCCGUGUAAGACGGAGCGAGAGGGAGAUGCUGAGCCUCGGCAGCGGUUGUGCUUUUAACAUGAAUACUGUAUGUCCUCAUGUGACUUCACUGUGACCCAGAUCAUGGAGGAAAGUCCUUUUCAUAUCAGCAGUGACAAAUGUACGUGUAAUAAAUCAUGCAUACGGCAUCACAGA
Molecule: messenger RNA, 2120 nt
Organism: Solea solea (common sole)
Lineage: Eukaryota; Metazoa; Chordata; Actinopteri; Pleuronectiformes; Soleidae
Gene: tpd52
Product: tumor protein D52
Exons: 7
Coding region: 122-733 (203 amino acids)
Biological process (GO): B cell differentiation
Cellular component (GO): cytoplasm
Source: RefSeq, a predicted model, not a curated record